This is a messenger RNA of Microthlaspi erraticum, 1092 nucleotides long. NCBI's taxonomy places the organism in Eukaryota, Viridiplantae, Streptophyta, Magnoliopsida, Brassicales, Brassicaceae. The record is from the annotation of a GenBank genome assembly.
AUGAGUCAGAUCUCCGCUGGUCAACGUCGUGAAGGAUCCUCGAGCCAUGUCAGAAGAAGGCUUGCGGUAGAAGAGGAAAUCAUCAAGCUCCCGGAUUGUGACCUUGAAGCAGUCACGGAACAGUUCAAGCUUACUGUGAUUGGACGUAUGUUCCAUCGUGAAGGACGUAGUACAGAUGCCCUGAUCAACUUGCUCCCCAAGCCAAAGAUCUGGGACGUUGAAGGAAGAGUCCAGGGUAUAAAUCUCGGAAACGGACGGUUCCAAUUUAAUUUCGACCAGGAAGAAGACAUGAUGAAGGUUCUGGCUAAAAGGCCAUGGCACUUUAACCGCUGGAGCUUUUCACUGGAAAAGUGGGAACCCUUCACCAGUGAGGACUUCCCAAACUCCAUGCCCUUUUGGAUCCAAGUCACGGGCGUGCCGGUCCACUUUUGGAACAAUCCUACCUUUAACGAGAUUGGAAAAGCCUUGGGUUUUGUCAUGAAUAUUGAUGCAAAACGUGCAAAGGUCCAAGUCUCAAUUAACGCAGAUCUCCCACUACAGUUCGAACGGAAAGUUGGUUUCCCUAACGGAGAUACGGGUAUGGUGAAGCUGACCUAUGAAGGUCUCCAAAGGCAUUGCUUCACGUGCAAGCUUCUCUCGCAUGAAGAAAGUACAUGCCCAGAUCUAACAGAAGCUCAACGGGAAGAAAAAAAGUUGCAACGUGCGGAACAGACACGCCAGGAAGCUUUAGCCGGACUCCUGGCCAUUCCAAGCUUUCCAACCAACCCGACGGCGGUUUCCGUACCCCGACCAAGGGAGAAACACUCGGUGAAUCCCCAUGCUGAUGACCGUCCAAGGGCUUUGCUCCCGAGACGCGAAUAUCAGGAAAGGGACAAAUCUCCGACUAUACAUCAUUCCCCGAAACGUACUGGGGAUUUACGCCACGAGCUACGAGAACGAAGGGAAUCGAGAGGAAGAGAUGUUUGGAGAAGAUUGGAACGCGAUUCGUCCGAUCGUAACUACUCAGCAAAAACACGUUACCACCCUUACCACAAAUCCCGUGACGUUCCUAGAUACUCUAGAGACCUACAACGUGAAUCUCAACACGUAUAG